Molecule: messenger RNA, 5860 nt
Organism: Xiphias gladius (swordfish)
Lineage: Eukaryota; Metazoa; Chordata; Actinopteri; Istiophoriformes; Xiphiidae
Gene: shc1
Product: SHC (Src homology 2 domain containing) transforming protein 1
Exons: 12
Coding region: 1237-3018 (593 amino acids)
Biological process (GO): intracellular signal transduction; cell surface receptor protein tyrosine kinase signaling pathway
Cellular component (GO): plasma membrane
Molecular function (GO): receptor tyrosine kinase binding
Source: RefSeq, a predicted model, not a curated record
AGAGGAAGUGGUGGCGCGGGAGAGGGCGGAGGCGUUGGAGAGACAGAGGUUGGCGGAGUACAUUGUGUGGAGAAAGAGAGAGGACUUCCAGGAGAAGAGAGGAGAGAGAGAGAAGGAAGGAAAGAGUGCAGAGAAAGGGAAGGAGGCUGUGCCGGAAGUAAUCUGGAAGAAGAGAGAAGAAGAGGAAGGAGACGCAGGGAGGGAGAGAGCAAGGGCCAUUCACAGAGGACAUGAAACCAUUUGGAGAAAGAGAGAGAGAGAAUAAAAAAGGAGCCUGAUGCACAUGAAAAGUAGGUGUUAAGGAAAGCGUGCUGCUACCAGGAAUUGGAGACUAGCCAUACAUCAGUAAGCCUCCUCUCUCUUCUUUAGCAGUUCUGGGCUUCAUUGAGCUCUGCAGGAGCUCGCAGUUGUAUCGACCUACUGGAGCUGUGUAUUGUAUGUGUGCGUUGCUGCCGUGUGUGUGCGCGCAGCCCCCUUGCGAUCCCGUCAUUGGCUGCUAAUAGGAUUUUUAUGGGCCUGUGUCGAGCAGGAUAGAGCUGCCAAGGGGAGCUGCUUCACACAUGCACAGAUAAUCUAAGAGGCAUUGUGGGCAAGGAAGGUUUAUACUGCCUCACACACAUGUAAACACAUCACGUACAAGUGUGCACCCCUCAAUGCAGUUACACACACAUGCAAGGGGUUGCUGAGAGAUAUCACUUGUGUUGAUUCUCCAUGGUGCUGCCGACAGCUGGAUAACUGGCCUUCACUCAGAGGCUAUUAAGUUGGGACAAGAUACUCACAGAUAUCUUUUUACAUUAUGGCAAAAACACCAAGAUGAACACUUUGUGCAGAGCUAAGACCAGGUCUUCAUCAGUCCCUGGGAACACAAUGAACAUUGAAGCAGAUUUAAAGUGAACUGAUGACAACAUGAUCUGCGCUGGUGCACUAAAAACAAACUUUUUUUACCUGCAUUCUACCAUUAAAUGGGACACGCCACUUCUUCUCUGCACCUUUUCUCAUUCUGCUUUCAUUGUGGAUAAAGACGUUUUUAAAGCAGUUUGGUUUUGGCUGCCUGGUAAUGAGUGGAGGACAGACAACCAGACAGAUGGAUGCAGCUCUUACAUUGAGCAAGACAGACAGAUGGCCGUGUGUCCUUUUAGGGAGAAACUUUGAAUACUGAGACAAAGAGACAUUGAUUGAAUCACUAGAGUCUGUGUGGACUUGCGCGGAUAUAAAAACUGACACUGCAGAUUCAUUAUGGAGCUUGUCCCAAAAACCAAAUACACCCACUUUCGGAGUGAAUCGCUGAGCUCAACUGAUGAAACAAACUCCAAUCCAUCGUCGUUCCCUCCUUCCAGUCCUGCUAGCCCGCUCACUCCCUCCCCUGGUUUACCUUCUUCUCUCUCCUCCUCAUCUCUCACUCCCAUCUUGCCCCCCACUUCUCCCCGCCCGGCAGAGAACAGCCCCACCACCCUCUGCUCCUUCUUCCCCAGGAUGGGAUCCCUUCGUCUGGGUGUCUCUGCCACUCUUCUCCCAGGACUCAAGGCCUCAAACAGAACACAGCAGCCUCAGGCUGUUGAGUCCUCUGGGGACGACAGGAGCAGCUCUAGCUCCUCCCCUCCGCUUCAUCACCCUGUUCCCCCGCUAACUGCUCCUUCUCCCCCUCCCCGACCUCCUCUGCAGGACAUGAACCGGCUGGGAGGGGCGUCCAGGAGGGCACGGGUGGAAGGAGGGCAGCUGGGAGGUGAUGAGUGGACGCGCCAUGGCUCCUUUGUCAACAAGCCCACCCGUGGCUGGCUGCACUCCGACAAUGUGGUCACCACCACCGGUGUUUCCUACACUGUAAGGUACAUGGGUUGCGUGGAGGUGCUACAGUCAAUGCGAGCGCUGGACUUCAACACCAGAACUCAGGUCACGAGGGAGGCAAUCUCUGUGGUGUGCGAGGCAGUACCCGGAGCCAAAGGAGCCCAGCGCAGGAGAAAGCCCUCCUCUCGCUGUCUGACGUCCAUCCUGGGGAAGAGUAACCUGCAGUUUGCUGGCAUGACAAUCAGCCUCACCAUCUCGACCAGUAGCCUCAAUCUGCUGGCCUCUGACUGCAAACAGAUUAUUGCCAAUCAUCACAUGCAGUCCAUCUCCUUCGCCUCUGGAGGAGACCCAGAUACAGCUGAGUACGUAGCAUAUGUGGCCAAAGAUCCAGUCAACCAGAGAGCAUGUCAUAUCCUGGAGUGCUCAGAGGGUUUAGCCCAGGAAGUCAUCAGCACCAUCGGCCAGGCCUUCGAACUGCGUUUUAAACAAUACCUAAAGAACCCGCCCAAACUGGUCACACCUCAUGACAGAAUGGCACCGUUUGAUGGAUCUGCAUGGGAGGAAGAAGAUGAUGAGACUGCUCCGCCUUCUGACGUCCCGUACUAUAACAAUUUCCCUGGAAAACAGCCUCCCCCUGGUGGACUGAUUGACAUGAGGACCCGCCCAGGGGCCACGCUGCCUUACGGACAGCCAGGUCAGAAUGACAUUCACAAGCAGCCUCUGCCACCUCUUCCAGUGGGUGCCAAAGAAGGCGGACGGGAACUGUUUGAUGACCCUUCGUAUGUCAAUGUGGAUAAGCCCCGCCCUCCAGUUGCAUCGAAUGGAAAUGCUCACCGAGACGCUUUUGACAUGAAGCCAUUUGAUGAUGCCCUGGGUGUUUCUGGGCAUGGAGGACCAAUCUCAGCGGCGCCCCCUCUGGUGCAGCAGUUGCAGUGUGAGGCCUGGUUCCAUGGUAGCCUAAGUCGCAGGGAAGCGGAGAGGCUCCUGACCCGAGACGGUGACUUCCUGGUGCGGGAGUCUGGGACCACGCCUGGACAGUAUGUCCUCACAGGACAGCAGGGGGGUCAGCCCAAACACCUGCUACUAGUCGACCCAGAAGGAGUGGUCCGCACAAAAGACCAUCGGUUUGAAAGUGUGAGUCACUUGAUCAGUUACCACAUGGACAACAGACUCCCCAUCGUAUCAGCUGGUAGCGAAGUGUGUCUGCAACAGCCAGUUGAGCGCAGGGCCUGACGUUAAACAGACCAGUGACAUACUCCACCAAAUAUACACACACACCUACUGCAAUUCAACACAGGAUAAACACACCUUCAUAUGCUAUAACACAAACAGCAACAGUGCACUUAACACACUCACACAUACACUAGAACACAUAUGCACAUACACAUAGCAAAGAAAGCCAAAAAACAAAAAAACACCAGUUUGUCUGCAAAAUCAUUUACUUGCUGCUGUUGCCACUGUUCCAGUCCUUUCUGAAAGCCAAACUGUGAUCUGCAGUCCCUCCUCGACCCAACCGACUAUCAGGCGCAUCCCUCCACAACGGAGAAGCACUGCUGCAAUUUCUCAGCAGCCUACUGUGAACCAGGGAGGAGCCCUUUGCUAAUUUCAGAACGGGACAGAAAACAAAUGCAAUUUUUUAAAGGAAAAAAAAUCUUAACAUUCGAUUAUGAAAAACAAAAAAACAGAACACUUACUAAUAAAUGGAAUUGUGUGCAAAGAAAUAGUGGAACUGAAGAAUGAAGAAAGGAACAUAAAUGGGAAAUGGAAUUAGAUUUUCUGCAAGGAAAUUAUUUCCCUCCGCAGACAGUUGCUGCAGCAUAUUUGGCAAAAUGCAAACUGGAUGGCAAUGGUUCUUUGCUGUAGAGACUGAACUAGGCUCGAACAUAAACUCUCCCUUCAGGUGUCACUUGAGCACUUCAGCAGCAAACCUGACUUUGACGUACUUCUGCCAGAUGAAUAUGCAUCAACGAGUUUGCUCCCAGUCUAAUCAGGAGGGCCACCGUAGCCCCAACCACACCCCUAUUAAAGACUUUUGAACUUUGACCCCUGGAGUGAUUCAUGGUGAUGAGGAAAGCCUGUAUGCAAAACUGGGACUGCUAUGCCAAUGCCCAUCAUAUCUGUUUUUUUUCCCCUGUCUGUUAUCUUGGGACUCAAAAAUUGGACAUUUGGACAUUUGGACAUUUGGAGUUCAGGGGAUCUAAGUAUCUAUAUUGCCCUAAUCCCUCUCUAAACACAGAUAGACAUACACCUUUACACCACACACAGUCUGCACCACCUGUCAUGCCAAAGAACAUGAACUUGGUCGCUAACGGCAGAGGAAGCCAUGAAAAUUAUUAACAGUUAUCUAUAUUGUGUGCUCACAGCAUUGGGAGCUACUUUAGAUUAAAGGAUAUUCACAAUAAAUGGGCCUGUUUUAGACAGAGGAAAAAUCGAGGUGAUUGUGCCUGAAUACAUCACGAAACAGGCAAUUUUUUUUUAAAUUGCAUUGAUGUCACCCACAAACACAAUAACUGCUACAUAGAGAAGCAUAGGCCAGAUUAUUGUGAGCUAUUGCUUUUCAUUGACACCUUAGUAUGUGUUUGCAUUGACAAUCUAUGGUUAUAUCUUUACAGAGUGUUCUCUGAAGCAAACUGAAAGCAAUGGAGAGUUGUUAAAGGAGACCCCUUUAAACAAUGGCCAAUGAGAAAUGUUGAACAGUCUAAGCAAUGAAUCUCCCUCUGCAAAAAUGAUGCAAAGUAAGUCAUAGUAACUGCUUUGGUCAUUUUUGUGCAUUGUAACGUGCUUUACUUUUUAAUCACUUGAGGGAAUCAUUUUUAAAACGUAUCAAAUGAAGUAGGUCGGGUGUAACUGAAUAUAAGGACAUACAUGCUUUUGGAGCAUUGCUAACGAUGAAAUGUUAAGCCAAAUGCUACUCCUCAGUGUGCUGUUUUCACAAACUGUUGAGGAUCUGGAGGGGUCCACUAUAGUUUUCUCUUCUCCUCUUCCUCCUCCCUCAAUUCAUGAUGUUGUUUUUUAUAUCCUUUUAAUCGUGCCUUGUUUCUUCAAUGCAGUCACGUCACUUCAAUGCAGUCACCUUAUGUACUUAAUUCAAAUGUAGUCGACUACAGGAGAAUCUUACACAAGCCUCUCAGUUAAAACAAAGAAUCUGCAAAAAUGACACUCCAAUAAACACACACAAACAGUUCCAGUGAUGGCAAUCUCCUCUGAUGCACAUUCUUGCAUUCAGCUUAUAGUCACAGAUACUUGAUGUCACCAUAGGAGGGAUAUUUCCUGACCAUCUGUAAAUAACAUCAAUUUUUGACUGGUCAGCCUAGUAUUGGAUUAUUGUUUCCAUAGUUGUAUAUUAAAAGACUUAUUUGAUAAGUAACACUGAGCCAGACACCACAGCACUGAGGUAGCUCUCAAAGCCAAUUGAACUUGUCAAAGAGAUUGUGGCCAUACUCCUAAAAUAUGAGAAGGGAUCUUUCAACUUAAACUUUUAACUGUUAACUUGUCCUCAUGCCCUGAAGUGGGCUCCCAUGGAAUCUUAACAUGCACACCAGAGUGACAGCUGGGUCAGUCAGACACUCACACUGUGUCUGUUGGGUUGUUUGUAGAUCAGAUAUAGAAAAACCAGAGUUUUAAGCUUUACUCUCUGUGUUUGUGUGUGUGUGUGUGUGUGUGUGUGUGUGUGUGUGUGUGUGUGUGUGUGUGUGUGUGUGUGUGUGUGUGUGUGUGUGUGUGUGUGUGUGUGUGUGUGUGUGUGUUCUGAAACAGACCCACCUGACCCUCUGCGUCAUUAGUGACCUGGUCCCCUGUUAACAUUGUUCAUCACAGUUGCCUUUCUUGCAUGAAAAUCCUUUCAAAAAAAUUGUUGUUUGUUGUUGGUGAUGGUGAUAGUGUUGAUGAUGCUAUUGUACUUUUUAAUUUGUGUUUUUUUGAAAGCCAAAGGUUACUUUCAGAUAGCGUGCACAGAUAUUGAUUUUUACUUUAUAUAUUUCUGUUUUAAAACUUUUUUGUUUUUAGGGAAACAUGUCUGUUUACACCUGUAUCUGAAAAUAUAGAUUGCAUAUAUAAAUACAUACAUCAUUCAUCU